Acyrthosiphon pisum (pea aphid) is the source of this 650-nucleotide messenger RNA. RefSeq lists its product as uncharacterized. The coding region runs from base 219 to 650 and encodes 143 amino acids. The transcript is spliced from 3 exons. Lineage: Eukaryota; Metazoa; Arthropoda; Insecta; Hemiptera; Aphididae. The record is from RefSeq and is a predicted model, not a curated record.
AUAAUUUACGCAUGCGCAGUAACAACCAAGGCUAUAGCUUUUUCAGUCAUUUUGGCUUCAAAUCACGGACUACUACACGUGUAGUAGUCCGUGCUUCAAAUAUAAUACACAAGCAAAUACCGAGUGGCUACAUCCAUAGUAUAUGAUCUAAGGUACCUACAUCAUUUUUGAGACCAGUUUAAAUACGGUGUUGAGUAACGUUCUGCUAUCAAAAUAUAAUGGAGGAACAUAUAGAUAUACAACAUAAAUAUAUUAAAAUUGAGACUGAUUGCAUUCAACAAUUAGUAAGUAAUGAUAUUCGUAUUAAAAAUGAGAUGGAAGACAACAAUGAAGAAGAAUUUACUGAUAUUGGAUACAAUAUUGACAAAAACAAACAUAAAAACACUCAUUUUUGGACUGUAAGUGUUAACAAAGAUACCAAUACAGUAAUUAAAACUGAACAAGACGAAAUGGUAUUUGAUGAUUGUACGUUUAAAAGCGAAAUGAAAAUUGAAAUUCCAAGAAGUCUAAAUAAAAUAAAGGCUCAUGUUAUCGAUCCAAUAGAAAAUUGUGACAAUCUUAAUCCUACUUUUGGUGGACAGACACACAAUCGUGAAAAGGAAUACCAGUGCAACAUAUGUAAAAAGAGUUUAAAAAAAAAUACAAUUUAG